Messenger RNA from Helianthus annuus (common sunflower), 777 nucleotides. RefSeq lists its product as uncharacterized. Lineage: Eukaryota; Viridiplantae; Streptophyta; Magnoliopsida; Asterales; Asteraceae. Bases 1 to 777 code for a protein of 258 amino acids. The record is from RefSeq and is a predicted model, not a curated record. The transcript has 2 exons.
AUGGCGGAUUAUUUUGUCGAAGACCCGAAGUACAACGAAGAUAUCUUUCGGCAUAGGUUCCGUAUGUCGAAACGUUUGUUUCUAAAAAUUGUGGCCGACGUGGAAGAGAACGACCCGUGGUUUGAAGAGGCCCCCGAUACGCGAGGUAGGAAGGGCUUUACGCCGUUGCAAAAGGUGACAUCGGCUAUUAAACAGCUCGCAACUGGUAACACUCCAGACGAGAACGACGAGUACUUGCAUAUGGCCGAAAGAACUUCCCGCGAGUGCCUAGAAUAUUUUUGCGACACGGUUUGCAAAAUAUACGGUCCAGAGUUCUUACGUAGACCGACAAGCCACGACAUGGCACUUUUAUACAAAGCUCAUGAGGAAAAACAUCACCUUCCAGUGUUUGUGAAGUCGAUCCCUUACCCUCACGAAGUAGACCAAAAGAAAUUCAAGAGGCAACAUGAGGUGGCAAGAAAAGACGUCGAACGGGCUUUUGGUGUUUUGAAGGCGAAAUGGAGUGUAUUGAGUCGACCGAUGCGAGCAAGAUCCGUGAAAAAAAUUAGGAGUGUCGUGUACACGUGUAUUAUUUUACACAACAUGAUUUUGAAAGAUGAAGGAAAGGCGAUAGCACCGGUGCACAUUCGGGAUCCUCCGGUCGAGCCCGCUCUAGACGAUACGGUGUUGGGCGAGUUGAUGGAUGAAGACACGCAUUGGAGACUAAAACACGAUCUCAUAGAUCAUCUCGCAAGUCAAGAUUUACCACAACUUUUGGUCGAUUCCGACGAAGACUAG